Molecule: messenger RNA, 2620 nt
Organism: Manihot esculenta (cassava)
Lineage: Eukaryota; Viridiplantae; Streptophyta; Magnoliopsida; Malpighiales; Euphorbiaceae
Product: kinesin-like protein KIN-14S
Exons: 13
Coding region: 168-2537 (789 amino acids)
Biological process (GO): microtubule-based movement
Molecular function (GO): ATP binding; microtubule binding; microtubule motor activity
Source: RefSeq, a predicted model, not a curated record
CACGCUCGAUCAAACGGCUCUUACCUUUUCAAUUCAAACUUCAAUCUGAUCAAAACCCAACACCCCUUGUCUGCUUGUCUCUCUCUUCCCCCCCUCUCUCUCUCUGUGUACUCUCUCGCUCUUUGUCUCUGCAAUUCUUGCUAGUAACCUUACUGACUCUCGAAGCCAUGAAUGGUCCAACUGUAGAAUUGCUACUUGGAAACUGCAAUCACACAAUUUCUAAUUGCGAUUCAAAGCCUACUUUAUCCUCUUUCUCAGAUAGAAGCCAAGAGGCUGGUACUAGCCAAGAAGAAAUAGAAGAAGAAACUGCAAAUUCUAUAAGUGAGGAUAGUACAUCGAGCAGAGACCAAGAAACUUCACUUAAGGGGCCCACACUGCCAAUAUUGCAGAAAAUUAUCAAUUUGAGCUAUCAGAUUCAGAAUUUGAAGAAAGAACAUGCAACUCUCUCCCAUCAAGUGAAGACUGUCAAUUCAGAUUCUUUUCCUGGCCCUGAAGUCUUGGGCACACUUCAGCUUCUGAGCAAUGAAUAUGAAAUUUUAAAGAAGAAGUACAUUGAAGAGUCAUCUGAACGCAGAAGACUUUACAAUGAAGUGAUUGAGCUUAAGGGCAAUAUUAGGGUCUUCUGCAGAUGUAGACCACUAAACCAAGUUGAAAUUGCUGGUGGUUCUAAUUGUGUAGUGGAAUUUGAUUCAUCCUUAGAUAACGAGUUGCAUAUAGUUUCCUCUGAUUCUUCAAAAAAACAAUUCAAGUUUGACCAUGUGUUUAGGCCUGAUGAUAACCAAGAGGCUGUUUUUGCACAAACUAAACCCAUAGUAACUUCUGUGCUGGAUGGCUAUAAUGUAUGCAUAUUUGCUUACGGGCAAACUGGAACAGGGAAGACGUUCACAAUGGAUGGGACCCCUGAAAAUAGGGGAGUGAACUAUAGAACUUUAGAGGAAUUGUUUCGUAUUUCCCAAGAGAGAAGUGGAGUCAUGAGAUAUGAGCUAUUUGUUAGCAUGUUGGAGGUUUACAAUGAGAAGAUACGAGACCUUUUAGUGGAAAACUCCAACCAGCCCCCUAAAAAGUUGGAGAUAAAGCAAGCCGCUGAAGGGACACAAGAAGUUCCAGGACUUGUUGAAGCUCGAGUAUAUGGCACGGAGGAAGUAUGGGAGCUACUCAAGUCUGGAAGCCGAGCCAGAUCAGUUGGUUCUACCAUUGCCAAUGAGCUCAGCAGCCGUUCUCACUGUUUGUUGCGCGUAACUGUAAAAGGGGAGAGUUUAGUAGAUGGCCAGAAGACAAGGAGUCAUCUUUGGCUGGUAGAUUUGGCUGGUAGUGAGCGUGUGGGGAAGAUAGAAGUUGAAGGAGAAAGGUUGAAGGAAUCUCAAUAUAUAAAUAAAUCUCUAUCAGCACUUGGUGAUGUUAUCUCUGCCCUUGCAUCAAAAACAGGCCACAUUCCUUAUAGGAACUCAAAGCUCACUCAUAUGCUGCAGAGCUCUCUAGGAGGAGAUUGCAAGACGUUGAUGUUUGUCCAGAUAAGCCCAAGUGCUGCUGACCUUGGGGAGACUCUGUGUUCAUUGAAUUUUGCCAGUCGAGUUCGGGGAAUUGAAAGUGGCCCUGCUCGCAAACAGACAGAUUUCUCUGAGCUUUUCAAGUACAAGCAAAUGGUGGAAAAGCUACAGCAUGAUGAGAAGGAAACGAAGAAGUUGCAGGAGAAUUUGCAGUCCAUGCAGUUGAGGCUUGCUGCAAGGGAGAGCAAGUGUAGAAGCCUUCAAGAAAAGGUCCGAGAACUUGAGAUUCAGUUGGGCGAGGAAAGAAAGACCAGACUAAAGCAGGAAACGAAAGCCUUUGCUGCUGCUUCUUCACAGACUUCAUUGCCCUCUCUAAAACAAGCAGCAGAGAAGACCAAGAUAGAGCGGAAACCACCUUUGUGUCCUUCAAAACUGAGGCUGCCACUGCGAAGAAUCACAAAUUUCAUACCUCCAGCAACUCCUCUCCAUACCAAGAAAAUCAAAACUACUGCUUCCAUGGUCCCAUCUUCAAUGCAGGAUAAAGAAAAUAUUGCAAGAACUACAAUGGCAAGAAGGGAAACAAGAAGCCUUCUGCAACCAAGACGUAUUUCUGUAGCUGUCAGACCGCCAGCUACAACAUCAGCACAGGUUCUUCAGCCUAAAAGACGGGUUUCUAUUGCUACCUUCUAUCCUGAUCUCAACUCAAAUUUGACAACACCUCUCCACACUUCUGCCUCGCGAUUAAGGAACUGUGGUGCUGUGGGCCGACAGACACAGUCAUUCAUGAAGGACCCAAGAAAGGCCAGAUAUUCAAGUUUGUUCUCUCCAUUGCCAGAACUCCAUUCAGCAUCAGAGAGAACACCAACUGCCGUGAGAAUCAAUAGUAAAUUCAUUGGGAGCCCUCCAACUCAGGCAGGUUCUUGGAAGCCAAGCCAUCCAACUGUAGUUGCAUUGCAACGGAAAUCAUUGGUGUGGAGUCCCCUCAAGUUGAGAGAAAUGAAAAAUUACAGGAAGUCACUGUUACCUUCUCGACCCUCAACUGAUAUAUAAUGAACCUUGUUUUUGUAUCUAGCGACUGCACAAAUAUCCUUUUAGAGUUAAAGAUCUAUAUUUUUUAUUAUUUUUAUAAGGUA